Molecule: messenger RNA, 1648 nt
Organism: Arachis duranensis
Lineage: Eukaryota; Viridiplantae; Streptophyta; Magnoliopsida; Fabales; Fabaceae
Product: ubiquitin receptor RAD23b
Exons: 11
Coding region: 176-1315 (379 amino acids)
Biological process (GO): nucleotide-excision repair; proteasome-mediated ubiquitin-dependent protein catabolic process
Cellular component (GO): cytosol; nucleoplasm
Molecular function (GO): proteasome binding; ubiquitin binding; polyubiquitin modification-dependent protein binding
Source: RefSeq, a predicted model, not a curated record
AAAAUAGAAAAAGAGCGUGUUACAUGUGCCGUUGACACGUUCAUUCCGUGCAACAGCAGCAGCAACAGCAACGGACGAAGGUGUUUUCUCUCUCUAGGGUUUCACUCACUCUCUCACCACCGUACUUGAGCCGGAUCGUUGCCGGUCGCCGGCGUCAUUCCCAUAAGUCGCCGCCAUGAAACUCACUGUUAAGACUUUGAAAGGCAGCCAUUUCGAAAUUAGGGUUCAGCCAUCCGACACUAUUAUGGCUGUCAAGAAGAAUAUAGAAGAUGUGCAAGGCAAAGAUAAUUACCCAUGUGGACAACAGUUGCUUAUUCACAAUGGCAAGGUUUUGAAAGAUGAAACAACAUUAGCAGAGAACAAGGUCUCUGAGGAUGGUUUUCUUGUUGUUAUGCUUAGCAAGGUAGUUUAUUCCUUCAUGAAAACUUUUUCAAAUUAUAACACCCUUCCUUCCUCAAAACCUGCCAGCAAUCCACCUGCAGCUGUAUCAACCUCAAAUUCCACGCCUGCUCCUGAACCUCCUGCACAAACUCAGGCUGCGAAUAACAGUACAUCUGGCCCAGCUGUCACAACUACAAAUACAAACGUGUCUGCAGAUACUUAUGGUCAGGCUGCUUCAAAUUUAGUUGGUGGUAGUAAUCUUGAGCAGACUAUUCAACAAAUUAUGGACAUGGGAGGUGGCAACUGGGACAGAGAUACAGUUACUCGUGCUCUUCGGGCAGCUUACAAUAAUCCAGAGCGUGCUAUAGACUAUUUGUACUCUGGUAUCCCCGAAGCAGCAGAAGUUGCUGUACCAGUUCCUCAAUUCCCAGGUAGUCAGACAACUGAAACAGCUGGGGUCACUGCUGGAGCAGUUCCUGGACUACCUAACUCAUCUCCCUUAAAUAUGUUUCCACAGGAGACAAUUUCUGGUGCUGGUCCUGGACUAGGAUCUCUUGACUUCCUCAGAAACAAUCCCCAGUUUCAAGCAUUGCGUUCAAUGGUGCAAUCAAAUCCACAAAUUUUACAGCCUGUACUUCAAGAACUUGGAAAGCAGAAUCCCAAUCUUUUAAGACUCAUUCAAGAACAUCAUGCUGAGUUUCUACAGUUGAUAAAUGAACCUGUUGAGGGAUCUGAAGGUGAUAUAUUUGACCAGCCUGAGCAGGACAUGCCUCAUGCCAUCAAUGUGACUCCAGCUGAGCAGGAGGCAAUUGCAAGGCUUGAGGCAUUGGGAUUUGAUAGAGCCUCGGUCAUAGAGGCGUUUUUGGCAUGUGACCGGGAUGAACAAUUGGCAGCGAAUUACUUAUUGGAGAAUGCUGGAGAUUUUGAGGAUUAAAUUACUAACUUACGCUGACUCAUAGUUUUGUUCGGGCUCGCUCUUUUAAUUAUUUUUUUUGGUCUUCCUUUCUAGAAAAAACUUAAUGUGCUUUUCUGGGGAAAUUUACUUGGGUAGGGUUUGGAUUUUGAACUGGAAUUGGAUUUGGGAUGACAAAACAUCGCUAAGAAAAUUAGACUAUUACUAUUCAUUUUAUAUUUGUGUAUGACAGCACCUGAGGAAUUAGCAAAGGUCCGUCUAAUUGUAAGUUUAUUCUAUUGGUAUUGGUAGUUUGGUACUAUCAAUUUUUUAAGCAACACUAGUUUUACAUGCAUGGGGAUCAACUCUGCUCAA